AUGGCGUCCGAUUACGCGUUCAUGAGCGCCGGUUCGGAUGAUAGGACGGCUCGUUCGCUGGACGAAACAUUUGUGAAUAAGCUGCUAGCACUCGUGUAUACCAUGGUGAAGAAUGCAGCAAAGACCGCAGCAGCAUACGCAGAGCACGCGCAGAGGACUCUCGUCACGCGAGAAGAUGUCAUCAUGGCACUCAAGUACGAGGCGAGGCGAUUCCUUCGCUACGAGGACCUGGAGGCAGACAUAGCAGAUUCGGAGCUGGAGCUGAGGGACGGCGGGGAUUCCGAUUCGGAGGCUUGGGAAACGGCGUCCGAACGCAGUGGGUGCGAAGAGGAGACGGAAGGUUUGCUGGACGAAUGCCGGUGCCCUACGUGCGACGGUGUGAGGGAGGCCGUCGCCACGUGGGACGAUUGGGCACCAGAGGACGAAGCAGAGAUAAAGUGGCGAGCCUUGCUGGAUUCCGGGAUGGUCAGACAGACGUCCACGUACGCGUUCGACAAGAGAGGCGGUGAGACGCCUGCCGUCGACCUGGAAGGCUGCAGGAUGCUGCUCAGGGCCCUGAACGUCAGCCUGCCGAUGGUGGAUUCGCAAGAGUUGGAGUUGCGCUUUGUCAGCUCUCAGGAACCAGCUUGCCAGAGCCCCCUGAUAGCUCUGAAGAGGACCAUCGAUCAGCUAGUGGAGACGGUGAACUCGCUCAGGUCUGAUAUCCAUGCUUUGAGGGAGAAGAAAGGACCUAAAAGGAGGCCACCCUCUAGCACCAAGGUGCCAGAGGUAAGGACCACCGAGGAUGGCGAGCUCAUGAGCGUGUUCGACGUCGUGGCAGCUCACUUUCGUGACUGGAAGAGAGACAGGAUUCGCAGGGAGGUUCACGAGAGCUUGAGGUCGUUGGGAAGAGGGGUCGUCGCCACGCAAUGCCGAGUCAACUUCGGCACGCGGCCCACCAUAUGUGCGAACCGAGAAGGGAGCGAGGCAGCACGCCUGGAGGCCAGAGCGAAGGCCCAGAUGGACCGCCUGAAGGAGCUGGUGAGCAACACUGGACCCGCUUGGACGAGGGAGCAAGCGGACGCCGUGCGGAGAGAGUACCUUCGUCCCAUUGAGGAGGAAGUACCACCUCCUGACGUGAAUAGCAUGUCAACAGAAGAGUUGUGCAAGGAAAUCUUAAAGCUGAGGGCAGAGGUGGUUGCAUUGAAAGAGUCAAUGAGAGGUUCCAUGCAAUUCAACCUCUUCAUGGUAGAGCAAGUCAAGCAUGAGCAGUGGAAAAGAAGGACCACGCUGGAUUUGAUCGAGCACAAAGUCGAGCAAGUCUCUCUAGAGGAUGGGGCAGAGUCGCAGCUUCCUGAGGAUAUGCGUCUCUAG
Klebsormidium nitens is the source of this 1353-nucleotide messenger RNA. The record is from the annotation of a GenBank genome assembly. Lineage: Eukaryota; Viridiplantae; Streptophyta; Klebsormidiophyceae; Klebsormidiales; Klebsormidiaceae.